AUGCCUGCUGAUCGUCGCAGCAGGUCUCCAAGGAGAACGGACAGAGACUUCUGGUGGGUUCGGCGUGAGAGUGCAAAUCCCCUGCUGAUACGGCGCGCAGAACUGAAGCCUCCAAAUGUAGUGUUGGCUAUUUUGGAAGUGGCCAAAGAGAAGAUGGGGCUGACAAUUGCGACGGACGCAAUGGUGAUGCUGAAAAAGAACGGAGAGGAAUGGGCUAACGAUGCUCGGGUCAACGACGUCGUUGGUGGCGAAACAGGUGCAGACGCAAUCUCGAUUGCAUUUAAGGACAUCCCAGCCGUAUCAUCACAGGCAACUUAUCCGAAAAGUAUCGUUUUUGCCUUCUCCGAUGCAAGAAGCAGCACUACGGACUUGGAAGAUGUCUUGAAGAAUUUCGCGGCAGAUGUCAAGGAAGAUGUGGCAGCAGUCAAGGAAGCAGUCAAGGAAGACGUGGCAGCAAAUCUGCAGCCCCUUCGGGAUGCGGUGUUUGGAAUUCCAGCAAGGAGUUUUCGCAGUGCAACAGUUGCCUCGGAUGUGCGAGGCGCGUGUGUUGCACAUCAUGGCGGAAUCGAGCAGUGCUUGAUUCUUCGGCACUUGCAUGCCGAUGCUGCAAAAAACUACGCGUGGAACGUCUGCGCCGCGCAUAUCUACAACAAGGAGAAGUGCAAUCAAGUCGCAGUGCUUGACUUUGGCGUGGACGAUCCUCAAAACAUUCUGGUUCUUAUGCGACAUUUAGAGUAUGAGUUUGACAAAGGGCGGUUGAUGUUCAUUCCAGCGCUCGAGGAUGCUACUAUGCAGCAGCGAAAGCCACGGUUCCAAGAUACUCUACAGCCUUCCGCACGUGACUUGCCGCUGGAGAUUCACGCGCACAACGAACUGAAGAGUGAAGCGGUGCGGACAUGCUAUUUAUCUCCACAUUCGGAGAGUUGGUACGGAAAGGUGCAUGUCUUCAGGGCUGCCGGUCAUUAUUCUCCACUCACUUUCGGGGAGUUGGAUGGCAAGAUCUUUCUAACAGCACCUGUGUACAUGAGGGCACUGUUCGAGAAAGCCGUGGGCGCGUGGCUCACACACAAAGGCGACAUGCCGAACCCGCAUGAUUACCUGGAGCGGUUCAGGUCAAGAUGCUCGAGCUGGGAGAAGUAUUCCCGCAUUCGCUGGAGACAGCUUGGCAGUGCAUCAGUAGAACAGCCCGUUGAGCAUCCCGACCCUCCUGCUUGA
Messenger RNA from Symbiodinium natans, 1215 nucleotides. The record is from the annotation of a GenBank genome assembly. Lineage: Eukaryota; Dinophyceae; Suessiales; Symbiodiniaceae.